AUGGUGAAUUCUAAGAAAAUUAUUUUAGAACGAUAUCGUACAUUAUUAGAAAGUAAUCUUAUUUUAACUGAUGAUUUAAUUAAUUGGUUAAAAGAAAAAAAAGUUUUUCCUAACUUUGCCUUUGAUGAUAUUAAAGCUAUACCGACGUCAUCAGAAAGAAAUAAAAAAUUUUUAACUAUUGUUAUUGAUAAUGGUGAUGCAGCUUUUACAAAAUUUGCUGAAGGAUUAAUUGCAAAUGGUCAACCUUUCUUAGGUGAACUUCUUGAAAGUGAAGAUAAAAAAGCAUCCGAAAUAGUAGGCGAUGCAUCCGAACGAGUAGUUAUUGAUGAUGAUAUACUUAAAAAAUGUCCUGGUAUUGAUAAAUUACGUGCGGAUACAAGAGAUAAACUUAAAACAUACCUUCAAGAAUUAUUAUUAAAAGCUCAUUUAAAUGAUACAUGGAAAGCUCAAAAUCAAAAUAAAUCAGUCGAAGUUAUCAAUCUUAAAAGACAACAUUAUGAAACUCAACAUAGAUUAAAUGAAACAUUAGAAGAAGAAAAGCGUAAUAUAAUCACAUUAAAAGAUGCUCUUCGAAAUGAACAACUUGCUCGACAACAAAAAGAAGAAGAAAUGCAAGAACUUCGUAAUGAAGUUACCCGACUUAGAUCAGAUUUUGAACAAAGAUGGUCAAGUCAGAUUAAAAUGGUUGACGCAAAUAAUCGAAGUGUAUUUCGAAUGCAUGAUAAAAUGGUUAUGCUUACUGAAUGGCUUCGUUCUUUAGAUAAAAUGUUAAAAACAAAUAUAUUACAAAGUGGUAUCGAAUCAGAUUCGAUGGAUCAAUUACAAAAUAAAUUAAAACGAUAUACAACAGAAAUUGAAUCUCUUCGUGGAAAAGGAAUUGGUACAGAUAAACUUAAAGAAGAAUUAUAUGAAGCUAUUUAUACAAGUCGUUAUUUACCAAUAGAAGAUCGUAAAAAUAAACCAUUUCAUGCACUUUUAUUACAACUUUAUGGUACAAAUCAAGUAGCUGAAUUAGCAACAAUAUGUACAAAAGAUGUUUUACAAUCAAAACAAGAACGUGAUAAUGCUUAUGAAAUAAAAUGGCGUGAUGAAAAAAUUGAAGGACUUACACAAACAAAUAAAGAAUUAAAUGAUGAAAUUGAACGUCUUAAAGCAGCACUUGCUGAUCAAUCAUUAAAGAAUACUAAACCACAAUGGCGUCCUGUACCUGCACAAAUGCCAACAACACCACGUGAUCCUAAUAAACCACGUGCAACAUUAAAACCAGCCAAUGUUCAAUUUGGAACAAAGCCUGGAGCUAGUUAA
Rotaria sordida is the source of this 1305-nucleotide messenger RNA. NCBI's taxonomy places the organism in Eukaryota, Metazoa, Rotifera, Eurotatoria, Philodinida, Philodinidae. The record is from the annotation of a GenBank genome assembly.